CGAAUGGGGUUUUGUGCUCAGUUGACAUCUGACAACGAAUGCGGUCGUGGCUCGAUUGCCCCCGGUUUUCCCUACUUUCUCGACCCUUAUAGCGCUGGGCGCCUUCUACAAGUGGUCGUGGCAUAAUGGUCGUUCCAAGAAGUUUAGUUCGUCCUUUGUAACGGUUCCAGUUCGGUUGAGGUGGAUAAGUGUAUUAACUGGCCGAACUCUCGGUACUAUUAGUAAUCGGGAAUGAUGUGUUUGCCAAACGGGGGUAGCAGCAAUCGUAUCGAGGGUCUCUCAAAAUCAAUCGUCGUGUACUGAAGUGUAUGUGUGAGCAGUGAGAAUGGAUUGAGUUCAACAACGGCUGUGCAGCGAAAAAAUAUGAAUCAAAUUCUGACAAACAUUCCAAUUUAACUCCCUGAAAAUGAUGAAUGCAGCAAUUCCGCCAAUUGAUCGUCACAACGGUCUCGUCACAAAUAAUAAUUCUGAAGGGAAGCUGCCGUCACCUGACCAACGCUCAAACACGAUCACCACUUCCAACCCCACACUUCGUGAAAACGGAGACCUACAAAUCUACGAGAGUGAUCGCAACAUGGUCGAUAGGGGAAACACCAUUCUGCAGUCUCAGCUCGACAACAACAACAUUACCGACGACGAGACUAGCUCCGAGAAACAAUCUUUACUACCAUCUAGUCGCCCGAAAUUCACCAUUGCACCAGUAUCAAGCCAUCACGGCGAUCAUCAUUCAUCAUCAGAGGCCGUGAGUGAUCACCACGAUCAUCAUCAGAGACAAGAACCACCGCGAUUCACCCACACAUCGACACUGGUGAUCCCAACAAUCCAAGAACCAACCGAAGAAGAUACAGAUACAUAUGAAUGGGAAGCUAUUGGCAACCAGUCGGGUAUGAAUAGUAACAAACAGUCCGGCGAGAAUGUUAAUAUCACGGUCGAUGAUCACUCGGAUGCCAUCUAUCAGAUUGACAAUGGUCCAGUCCCGAUGUCGACCGCGACGGCAACUACGGCUUGUACACUAGCGUUACCACCAAUUAGUUCUACAUAUUCAGCAAAUCCGCGACCAAGUCAUGCAGGCUUGCGUACAGUCAAGUCAGCUCACAGAUUGCACAAUGUUCACGAAUCCUUUGCACCAAAAGCAUCUGCCAAGAUGCACCGAACUAGUUCCUACGUAUUUGGCGAUGCAUCCAUAAACAAUCGUGUAUUUACGGAUACCACGUCAAUUCGUUCUUUGGCUUCAAUAGGAAUGGGCUCGACAGAUGGAAGAAAGAUGGUUAUAAGACGGGUGCCCACAUCCCCCACCGAACUCUUGAAAAUAGUCAAUCCACAGACGCCAAUACCAAAUGGGGGAGACGACGACGACGAAAGCUAUGGCGGUGUCUCAGACGAUCCCGAUGCGGCCAAUUUAAAACCUCGGCGACAACAUUGGGCCAACAAAAUGCAAUUUGUCCUAGCGUGCAUUGGUUACUCAGUGGGUUUAGGAAACGUUUGGCGGUUUCCAUAUUUAUGUUAUAAAAGCGGUGGAGGUGUAUUCCUUAUACCGUACUUGAUCAUCUUAGUCAUAUGUGGUAUUCCAAUGUUGUUCAUGGAGUUAGCAGUUGGACAAUACACAGGUCGAGGACCCAUAGGAGCCUUAGGGCAAAUCUGUCCCCUGUUCAAAGGUGCUGGUCUUGGAGGUGUUAUUGUAUCAUUCAUAAUGUCAACCUAUUAUAGUGUAAUUAUCGCCUAUGCUAUCUACUACUUUUUCACAUCAUUCAAGCCUGUGAUGCCAUGGACGGACUGCAACAACAGAUGGAACACUCCAGACUGUUGGGUACCGCAGCGAUUGGAUGCUAACAUAACCCCAUCGAAUCUUUCAAGAACACCCUCAGAAGAGUUCUUCGAAAACAAAGUUCUAAAAAUCAGUGCUGGCAUUGAAUAUGCGGGAAGUAUGCGAUGGGAACUGGUAGCAUGUUUGAUUUGUGCUUGGCUUUUGGUCUAUUUUGCAAUAUGGAAGUCAAUUAAGUCAUCUGCGAAGGUUCGAUACUUCACGGCAACAUUCCCUUUUGUCCUGAUCAUUGUUCUCAUGGGACGAGCUUUAACUCUGGAUGGUGCUGAGGAUGGACUCAGAUUCUUCUUCCGUCCAAAAUGGGAGCUAUUGCAACAUGCUAAUGUUUGGAUAAAUGCAGCAGCACAAAAUUUCAACUCGUUAGGUAUCGCCUUUGGCUCCAUGAUAUCGUUCGCUAGUUACAACAAGUACAACAACAAUAUCCUGCACGAUACCUUAGCCGUCUCAGCAGUAAAUGCUGUAACCAGUAUCCUAGUUGGUGUUUUUGCCUUUGCAACUCUGGGCAAUCUGGCUUUUGAGCAAAAUACUUCAAUUGAGAACGCAAUCAGUGAUGGUCCUGGAUUGAUUUUUGUGGUAUACCCUCAGGCUAUGGCGAAAAUGCCAGCAGGACAAAUGUGGGCGGUGAUGUUUUUCUUCAUGUUGUUGUGCCUAGGACUGAAUAGUCAGUUUGCUAUAGUCGAGGUUGUGGUGACCGCAAUUCAAGAUGGUUUCCCAGACUGGAUCAAGCGAAAACUUAUCUACCAUGAACUUCUUGUUCUGAUUAUCUGCAUAAUUUCAUUCUUCUUUGGUCUUCCGAAUUUAAUUCAGGGUGGAAUAUACUUCUUCCAACUAGUCGAUCAUUAUGCCGCGUCGAUUUCAAUAAUGUUCCUUGCAUUCUUCCAAAUAAUUGCGAUAGCCUGGUUUUACGGUGUCAACAGGCUUUCCAAAAACGUUAAACAAAUGACUGGGAAAGCACCUUCUUUCUACUUCACGUCAUGUUGGCUCAUCUGUGCUCCAUUCCUGCUCAUUAGCCUUUGGAUAUUCAGCUUGAUCAACUACCAACAACCAACAUAUCACAACGGAAGAUAUGUCUACCCCGACUGGGCCUAUGGUAUCGGAUGGUCAAUCGCAGCAUUGUCGUUAAUAUGCAUACCAGCCUACGCUAUUGUGAGCAUCUUUCGUGCCGGAGGAAACAACUGUUUCGACAAAUUGAAAGGAACUACCACACCAAACAUAUACGAGUGUCGAAUAUGCGGCGAACACCAUUGCGAGCAUGAUUUCCCCGAUGAGCAAUAUGUCCUGCCACAAGAGAUGACUCCCAUAAUCCAUCCCAAGAUUCUCCUGAAAACCCCACCGCCUGGCCACAUUAGCCGAAUAAAUCCGCCUCUGAUGAAGCAUAAUUCAACCGUCGAGGAAGUCAACGAGGAGCCAGAAUCGCCAAAAAGUUGAUUACUGCAUGGCAGUAUUAAAAGCUAAAACUUCUUUGUAAAUAAUGAAUGCAGAAAGAAAUACGCAUGAUAAGAUCACAAAGUUAUUUUCACCCGAAUAUAGUCCAGAAAGUUGCAUACAAGUAAGGGAUUAAGGGACCAUGCCCAGUGGUGGAGCCCUCAACACAUCUACACGUUCAACUUUGUUUGAUCAUUUUAAAACAUUUCACCAUUAAAUUAAUUUGUAUUGUUUUGUUGUCAUUUCCACAAUUAGUGUUAGUUUCACUUUAAGUUCGAGAAAUAUCAUUAAUGAGCUAUAGAUACUUUUUCUUGAACAUAUUGUUCAAAAAAAUCAUUUUAUCUUUUUGGAAAAUCGUCAAUGUAACGCAAUUUCGAAAUAUUUAAAUUUACAAAAUAAAAAUAUGAAGAGCU
Messenger RNA from Hermetia illucens (black soldier fly), 3660 nucleotides. RefSeq names its product sodium- and chloride-dependent GABA transporter ine (gene ine). The record is from RefSeq and is a predicted model, not a curated record. Gene Ontology annotation, biological process: neurotransmitter transport; glial cell growth; sodium ion transmembrane transport. Lineage: Eukaryota; Metazoa; Arthropoda; Insecta; Diptera; Stratiomyidae. The transcript is spliced from 14 exons. Gene Ontology annotation, molecular function: osmosensor activity; neurotransmitter:sodium symporter activity. Gene Ontology annotation, cellular component: membrane. Bases 407 to 3250 code for a protein of 947 amino acids.